Caenorhabditis angaria is the source of this 477-nucleotide messenger RNA. The record is from the annotation of a GenBank genome assembly. NCBI's taxonomy places the organism in Eukaryota, Metazoa, Nematoda, Chromadorea, Rhabditida, Rhabditidae.
AUGUUCUCGAAAAUUCUACUAAUCGUAUUUGUUCUACACUCCAUGUUUCAAGAUGAAGAAGCCCGAGAAUUGACUCUGGAAGACUUCCAAGACAUUGGCAGUGGCAGUGGAGAUGAAGAUCCAAUAUCAUUCUCCGAAUUGGCUAGACAACGUGGAUUGAGUGAAUUGAUGAUUUCGAGAUUGGAAGCAACACUUUCACCAAAAGAUUAUAAAAAUCCUUGGCAUAUUGGAAAACAUGAUGAGGCAGUUGAUCAACUUUUGGAAGACAUUAAAUAUCACACGGAAGGAAGAGAGCAAAGAAAUAAGGAGGAACUUCAGUUGAAAGCGGAUUAUGUAAGUGUUUUUUUUGCUGUGAAUCGAAUCGAACCGGUUUAUUUUCAGGAGGCUGGAAAGAUCAGUAAGGAAGAGCUGGAUGGAGCUUUGAUGGCGUAUCAAAAAGAAGCUUGUCAACGUUCUUCGAGACGGCGAAAGUGUUAA